UCACCAUCGUCGGUAUAGUCUGAUUGUUGUGGACGUUGUGGUAUCGUUACAUCUUACAUUUUGUAUAAUUAUAAUAUGCUUAUAUCCGUAUAAAUCGUACACCGUACACCGAUUGAAUUGUGUAAUUAUUUGUAAUUUCUACUGAGCUGUAGUCUAUUUAUUGUACCUAUACCUGUUACUUAAGUGUAUCAUUUUGCGUGGAGGGCGCCCACCGAUACUGUUGUUAUUAUUAUUGAUUACCUAGUUGUGCAUUAUACAUCAACAUCAUAAAGCCUUGUGCUGUUUAUAAUAUUCAUGUAUUUUCAGCGUUGUUGUUUUUUUAACAUUUAUAAUAACACCCUAGUCCCGUGCCGGUGCGAGUCGUCGUAACAAACCGCCACGCCUCGUAGGAGUUACGCCGGCGCCAAAAAUUUAAGCCAAUAUAAUAAUCAAUAAAUCAUAUAAUAUAAUAGUUGAGUUAAGUCUUAAUCAUGACUUACAAAUUAACAUACUUCAACUUCACUGCACUGGGCGAACCCAUCCGAUUCCUGCUUUCAUAUUUGGAUAUUGAUUUCGAAGAUAACCGUAUCGAACUUGAACAAUGGCCAUCAGUCAAACACACAAUGCCGUUUGGUACACUCCCGUUGUUGGAAAUCGACGGCAAAGUAUUGAAUCAAUCUUCGGCCAUCUGUCGCUAUUUAGCUAAAAAGGCGAAUUUAGCUGGCAGCGAUGAUUGGGAAUCUUUAUUGAUAGAUAUUGCAGUUGACAAUUUUAAAGAUUUUGGUCAAUGUUUAAAAUCGUAUUGGUUUGAUCCAAAUGAAGAAUCUAAAGCUGCAAGGUAUGUUACGUUGGUCAAUGAAACAAUUCCAUAUCAUAUGGAUAAGUUUGAGAACAUUGUCCGUGAAAAUAAUGGAUACUUCGUAAACGGAAAGUUAUCUUGGGCUGAUUUAUUCGUUGUAGGUGUUUUGGACCACUUAAUUUAUAGAGUAAAUGUUGACUUGUUGAAAGAUCGUCCAAACUUACAAGCUCUCCGAGAAAAGGUUUUGGCAGUACCCAAAAUUAAAGCAUGGAUUGAAAAACGACCAUUAUCUUUUGACAUUGCUUAAUUCUAUCAUAUUUAUUGGAUACAAUUAAUUAAAACACGAAAAUAUAUCACACAUUCACACACA
Molecule: messenger RNA, 1148 nt
Organism: Myzus persicae (green peach aphid)
Lineage: Eukaryota; Metazoa; Arthropoda; Insecta; Hemiptera; Aphididae
Product: glutathione S-transferase-like
Exons: 5
Coding region: 471-1085 (204 amino acids)
Biological process (GO): glutathione metabolic process
Molecular function (GO): glutathione transferase activity
Source: RefSeq, a predicted model, not a curated record